Messenger RNA from Camellia sinensis, 2820 nucleotides. RefSeq names its product HAD-superfamily hydrolase, subfamily IG, 5'-nucleotidase. The record is from RefSeq and is a predicted model, not a curated record. NCBI's taxonomy places the organism in Eukaryota, Viridiplantae, Streptophyta, Magnoliopsida, Ericales, Theaceae. Gene Ontology annotation, molecular function: 5'-nucleotidase activity.
UUAUCAGAGAGAGAGAGAGGGAGAGGGGGGGAGGGAGACGACACGCAUUAACGUACGCAGAACAGGAGAGACCAGAGGGAGUCUUGGGCAUUGGCGUAGUAGGGACGAUCGUCUAUGCUAUCAGUGCUCCCAAGUUCCAAGGGAGGCAGUAGUAGUAAUACUAGUUGUAAAAGUACUGAGAGAAUUGUUAUAUAUCCAUCCGAGUCCAUCCAACCUAACCGGAGCAGGAACAGAAGCAGAAACAGAGAGAAUAUCCAGGAAGGAACAACGAGAGGUUUUGAAUGGAGGCCACAUCCUAUAUGAGGAGGAGGAACCCUCUGUUUCUAAGACCCAAUGCCAUUUCGAAUAUGAAUAUCAACAAGAAGAUGAAGAUGAAGAUGAAUUUUGCUGAUUUUGGAUUUCAUCCGAUGAUCUGCCGCUGCUCCGUCGCCGGUGGGGAUGUCUUCUCUGUCACUUCUUCCUCUAAGUCCGACGUCGAUUAUCUCGGUCAGAGCACCAAAGGCGACUUGAAUCUCAAUUUUGAAAUAGAUGCUCAAUCAACUUUAGAGGGUCCAAUUGAGGAGGUGGCCAGGGUGGAAGCUCAAGAAGCUGAGGACUUGCUUAACCACUUGGGGAUUCAGAGUCCAUUUUCUUCAAGACAUUCUCGCCGUGGCAUAUUUUGUAGCCGCACAUUGAAUCUUCGGUCAAUCAGUGCCAUUGGAUAUGACAUGGAUUACACAUUGAUGCAUUACAAUGUGAUGGCAUGGGAAGGACGGGCUUAUGACUAUUGUAUGGAUAAUCUAAAAAACGUGGGUUUUCCAGUUGCUGGACUUGCUUUUGACCCAGACUUGGUAAUCAGAGGCCUUGUUAUAGACAAAGAGAAAGGCAACUUGGUUAAGGCUGAUCGAUUUGGUUACGUGAAGAGGGCAAUGCAUGGUACAACAAUGCUAUCAACUCGAGCUGUCAGUGAGAUGUAUGGGAGGGAACUAUUGGAUCUGCGGAAGGAGAAUCGCUGGGAGUUCCUUAAUACACUAUUUUCCGUUUCAGAAGCAGUGGCUUAUAUGCAGAUGGUUGACAGAUUGGAUGAAGGAGCUAUAGCAUCGGAUCUCGGUCCACUUGAUUAUAAAGGGCUUUACAAGGCAGUUGGAAAGGCCCUCUUCAGAGCACAUGUAGAAGGUCAGCUUAAGAAUGAGAUAAUGUCCAAGCCUGAACUGUUUGUAGAGCCUGAUCCAGAGCUACCUUUGGCACUUUUGGAUCAAAAGGAGGCUAGCAAAAGACUCUUGCUUAUUACCAACUCGGAUUAUCAUUACACAGACAAAAUGAUGCAGCAUUCGUUUAAUAGAUUUCUUCCCAAUGAUAUGGGCUGGCGUGAUCUAUUUGACAUGGUUAUUGUCUCAGCAAGGAAGCCAGAAUUCUUCCAAAUGUCGCACCCAAUGUAUGAAGUGGUGACGGGUGAGGGUCUAAUGCGUCCAUGUUUCAAGGCUCGGCCAGGGGGCUUGUACUCCGGGGGCAGUGCUCAGAUGGUUGAGAACUCCCUGAACAUUCACGGUGAUGAGAUAUUGUAUGUUGGUGACCAUAUAUAUACAGAUGUAAGCCAAUCCAAAGUCCAUCUACGAUGGCGGACAGCUUUGAUUUGUCGAGAAUUGGAAGAAGAGUAUAAUGCUUUGAUUCAUAGUCAAGGUCAUCGGGCUGCACUGAUAGAGCUCAUAAAUCAGAAGGAGGUUGUGGGGGAUCUCUUUAACCAACUCCGGCUGGCUUUGCAGAGGAGAACCAAGGGGCGUCCUGCACAAACCCUUGCUGCAACCAAUAUGAAUGAUGAAGAACUCACGGAAAGCAUACAGAAGCUACUUAUUGUUAUGCAAAGACUAGACCAGAAAAUAGCUCCUAUGUUGGAAGCAGAUGGAGAGCACUUCAACAGAAGGUGGGGUUUUCUUUCACGUGCAGGCCUAUGGGACAAAAGCCAUUUAAUGAGACAAAUUGAGAAGUAUGCUGAUAUUUAUACCUCAAGGGUCUCAAAUUUUCUUCAUUAUACACCCUUCAUGUAUUUCCGUUCACAGGAGCAGACACUUGCUCAUGAUUCGUACUCGUGCAACCGUUUGGAGCUUAAUAAGUCAGCUGAUGACAACUUUGGCAAAUACUCUGCUUAAGCUAAGCAUGGGGUAUUCUUUUGCCGUACUUUAAAAAAAAAAAAAAAAUUCUUCUUUUUAUCGCAUGUUAAUGGCAAUGUGGUGGGAAGUUGAUUCCCAAUACCAUCAGAAUGGUGUAUUUAUUUGUGGAAAUGAAGUAAUCUAUGGUUCCGCUGCCAUCUAGCUCUUGAUCUAAAUAAUAUACAGCUUGUCUGUAACAUUUUUUACCACGCAAUUGCUGGCCAUCUGGUUACAUAGUUUUGGUUGAGCACCAACCAACAACUGGAAGUAGAGAUGGGGAAGACAAGAUGUUAAAGGCAGAAGCAGUCCAAGAAGAAAUGGAGGGGUGAUUAUUGCAUACGUACUGCACUUACAGAUACAGAACAAUUCUCAGAGAGAGAGAUAGAUGUAUAUUUUAAUUUGUGGGAAGCUCAUAUAAUAUGGUGUGGCUCAGAUAGGUUUAGGUGUUUGUUCUUGGGAAGCCUAUUUAUGGCUAUCCAAUCCUUUACAGAGGCCAUGGCUGCUUUAGUUCUGAAUCAAAAAAUGCUGUUUUUCGUCUGUAUUGUCAAUGUGAUCCCUGCAUUUGUAAGUACUUGAAAUUUUGCUAUGUAAUUGACUUAAAAUGGAUUGUGGUGAGUAGCUAGGUCGGAGAACAAUUUGUUGCAAGACACAAACAAACAAAACCAAGAAGAAGAAAGGGAAAACAAUUUGAUCA